This is a messenger RNA of Malania oleifera, 975 nucleotides long. RefSeq names its product dynein light chain 1, cytoplasmic. The transcript is spliced from 2 exons. The coding region runs from base 388 to 774 and encodes 128 amino acids. Gene Ontology annotation, cellular component: dynein complex. NCBI's taxonomy places the organism in Eukaryota, Viridiplantae, Streptophyta, Magnoliopsida, Santalales, Ximeniaceae. The record is from RefSeq and is a predicted model, not a curated record. Gene Ontology annotation, biological process: microtubule-based process. Gene Ontology annotation, molecular function: dynein light intermediate chain binding; dynein intermediate chain binding.
ACACUUUAAAAAAUAAAAAAUUAACGACAAACUUCACUUUUAUCAACGAAAAAUAAGACGUCGCGGCCGGAGAUCGCGAGAAGCCAGGGAUCGCGGGGACAGGCUUUGAUCGGUCUAUCAACACCACUCUUCCUUCAGUCCGCUUUGUAUUUGAUCAGUGCUGUAUUUUUUUAAAAAAUAAUUAAACCACGGUUUUGCCUUCUACGGCCUACGCUGAGCCCAACGACGCCCUCGACUCCAUUGCGCAAAAAAGUACGAAAAGCAAAAGAUGUUUUUAAAAGUUUUGGAAAUGGAAAUUCGAAGAACGCGAACCCAUCGACCGCCUUUCCUCUGAUUCAAGCAAUCUCAGUUCGGGAGAGGGAAGCAGGGGGAUGAGAGGGGACUGAAAUGGAGGGAGCGGAGGAAGAGCUGGAGAGGAGGAGCAAGUUCUUGAGCAGCUUGAUACAGAAGAAGAAGGCAAAUGAGCAGCAGGAACAGCAUGAACACUUAAAUGUUCGAGUUAGGGCUUCUGACAUGUCCGUUGCGUUGCAGAACCGUGCCUUUAGGUGUGCCAGGGACAACCUCGACGCCAUGGCCGGCAAGCUUGACAGUAAACGCCUCGCUCUUGCCCUUAAAAAGGAAUUCGACUCAUCUUAUGGUCCAGCUUGGCACUGCAUUGUGGGAACAAGCUUUGGUUCAUAUGUUACGCAUUCUCUAGGAGGUUUCUUGUAUUUUUCAAUUGAUAAGGUUUACGUUCUUCUUUUCAAGACUGCGGUUGAGCCCAUGGAUCAUUGAUACUUGUUACGAAUUUGAAUUUCUACACAUUUUUUUUCCUGCAGUUUCUGUGAUUCUACUUUUGGAGUUUCUAUUUAUAUGUAAAACUAUGGACCACAAAGGUGCAAAACUAUCAUUUAUGUUCUGUUUUAGUUCUUUAUGCUGUACUGGUGAUGUCCCUUUACUUUGAAUGUAAAUGAGGACAAAGUGAUUGUUGAGAAA